Messenger RNA from Rhizophagus irregularis DAOM 181602=DAOM 197198, 530 nucleotides. Lineage: Eukaryota; Fungi; Glomeromycota; Glomeromycetes; Glomerales; Glomeraceae. The record is from RefSeq and is a predicted model, not a curated record.
AAAAAAACUCUUUCUGAUAAUUCACAAUUUUCAUAAUUUGGCGCAGUAAAGUUUUAUAACUUCACAACAUUUAUUAUUUUUUUUCGCUUAAAACCUCAAACAAGUGCGGAUACGUCUUUUGACGACAUCAUUCCAUAUCUUACAGUAUAUACAUAUGGUAAAGGUUUCAACCUUUAAAAGAAAUAUACGACCCUUUUCGAAGAGUGAAGUUUUAUUUUUUUUUUUAUAUACAUAUUUUUUCAAUAAAUACACAAACUUUAUUACAAAGAGUUUAUUACUUUACGAUAUCUUAUAUUUUCAAUAUUUCAAAAAAUUUUAUUAUUUUAUAUUUUACAUCAUUAUUAUUAUUAGAUAAUAUUAUUUUUACAUUCUUUUAUUAUGUCUUUAUCAAAACCUUUUCAUUUUCCGGUGGGAAAAAAUUCUUUCUUGGUCUCUAUGAAAAAAUUUCACGUGACACACUCCAAAAGAACUGGUUAUAACAAGAUUUAUGAUAGCCACCGCUCAAAAAGUUUCUUUUUUGAGCUUGCUGA